GCCUCCACAAGUUUCAUUUCACAAACAAAAGAACGGGCGAGAGAGAAAGGAGAAAGACAGCGCUCUCUCACUCCCUUGUCUGCAACAAGAGUGUGGUUUCAAGGGAUUGCAAGAGAGGGUGUGCGAUCGAUCUAUGGAGCUUUUCCCCUCCCAGCCGGACCUCUCACUGCAGAUCGGCCUCCCCGCUCGCGCUACGUCCCACCACCACGGCGCUGCCCUGAGCGCCAGGCUCCUCGCGGCAGCCGCAGGUGGCAGUGUCGGUGGCGGCAACGGGGUCCCUGGCAACCCGGCGGCGGCUAUGGCGCCGUCCCUGCAGGUGCCCAUUCCCAUACCGCUGCAGCUGCCGCUGCCGAUGCCCCCCAACGCCGCCGCCAUGCUACGACCCAUACGCGGGGUACCGCUGUACCAGCACCCGCACACGCACGCGGUGCCGCCGACGUUCCCGCCGCACGCGGCGGGCGCGGGCCCGUGCUUCUGCGAGCCUUGCCACGUCGCCGCGGGCGCCUGGCGCCGCGCCGGGUGCGGCUUCGGGGCUCGCGUCGCCGGGUUGUUCCCCCCGGCGAAGCGCGCCGCCAGGGCGCCGCGCAUGCGCUGGACGUCCACGCUCCACGCGCGCUUCGUCCACGCCGUCGAGCUGCUCGGCGGCCACGAAAGGGCAACUCCCAAGUCAGUUCUUGAGCUCAUGGACGUGAAGGAUCUCACCCUGGCUCAUGUCAAGUCUCACUUGCAGAUGUACAGGACCGUGAAGAACACCGAAAGGCCGGCAGCUUCGUCAGAUCAAGCUGAUGGGUUCGAGAGCGGGUCGUCAUCGGCUGGCGAGAUCUGCGACGACGACAACUCCUCGCUGGAUCUGCACGGCACUGACGGCAGGCGGCCGGAGUCGUCGUCGGCAGUUCGGCAUGGAAGGUUAACUGCCUGUAACGAUCAUGGGAGCAGCACCGGUGCUCAUGGUGGUGCCCUCUGGAACAGCUCCUCAAGGGAAGACUGGGCCGGCUUUCCCAGCGACUCCAACACCGGCAGCAUGAGCAUGCAUUCUCGAUCUCUCAAGGAUCAGACGAUGCAGUCCAAGAGCCUGGAGAUCCUGUCGGACAUGAACUCCUCCUGCGUGUCGGAGACGACGUCGUGUGCCAGCGAGUUGAACCUGGAGUUCACCCUAGGGCCACGCAUCAGGCACUAGCAGCACGCAAAGCAAUCAUAGGCCGGUACGUCAUGGAGGACGGCGACAAGCAGCAUCGGAGGAUUAGCUAGGCUAGGGACGGGGAAAAGGGGGUGCUUUGCACUGCAUGCAUGUUCAUGUGAUCGAUCGAUCGUGCUAAGAUGGAGGAUGCAUUCAUAUCAUGGUCCCAGAGACAGGACACCAUACAUGCAUCUUUCACUGUUAAAAGGAGGCCAUGCAUGGACAGACAGCAGCUAGCAUCCAGGAAAGAAGGAUUAAAGGUGUAGGAGCAGCAGCUAGGUACGUCGUAGUGGUAGAGGUGAGGUGAUCGCGAUAUGAUCGAAAGCUAGCGAACAGCCGCCAUGUGUGUAAUGGGGUCGUCGUUGUUAGAUCGAGCGCGUUUAGGAUCGGACAAUCUGUUUAAAGGCCUUUUUGCAGCAACAUUGCAAUAUGCAUGAGCUUGUUGCGUUGCUAGCUAGGGGCCCGGGUACGUCCAAAGGAACAAAAGGGAUGACCUGUGUUGUUGCUUU
Zea mays is the source of this 1686-nucleotide messenger RNA. Its product is annotated as Putative MYB DNA-binding domain superfamily protein. The record is from RefSeq and is marked predicted. NCBI's taxonomy places the organism in Eukaryota, Viridiplantae, Streptophyta, Magnoliopsida, Poales, Poaceae. The transcript has 6 exons. Gene Ontology annotation, biological process: regulation of DNA-templated transcription; abaxial cell fate specification. Bases 134 to 1177 code for a protein of 347 amino acids. Gene Ontology annotation, cellular component: nucleus. Gene Ontology annotation, molecular function: transcription cis-regulatory region binding.